AUGGAUGCCGAAGUUCUCCAGAGCAUGGGACACAGAACCCCAAGCAAGCUUACAGCUCUCGACCUUGACAGCGAAGAUGGUUCUACCCUCGCACCUCGGCGUCGCAAACGUACCACUCGAGAUCUCCUGAUGGAAGUGGACCCAGAGUCCGACGAAGAUACUUCAUCGUUCCGUUCAGUGUUCAUCGACCCGGAGACACUGUGCCCGUGGUGCGACGAGCGAUUACCCCCUGAACCAACCCCUCAUCUGCGUAGGCUGAUAGAGGCUGCGAAGCGGGUGUCGCGGCAAGACGAACGGGCGACAAAUUCACUUGGGCUGCAGGCCCCCCUCGUGGCUUACGUGGGUGUAUGCCAGCGGCACCGCUUUGAACGCGAUUGGAUCCCUCGUGCUCGCGAACAGAGAUGGCCAACUGAAAUUGACUUCGACAAGCUUGCGGGACGUGUCCAACGGCUUGAGGGUACCCUCAAGACCAUCGUGGACGAUGUGGAUGAAGACUUUGCCCCUACUCACAAGAGAUGCGCCACACGUGCGCGCAAGGAGAACGAAUUCUGGCAAGAGGUCGUCCGCAAUGUGCGCAAACAGGGCUCACGUCAUGCAGUUGGUGUACGGGGCCAGUUUUCUUCCUUCAGUAAGACACAACCUGGAUACUACGGGGAGCUAGGAUACGUGAUCAUCCACCAGACCCUCUGUGAUCUCUUUCCGCCCUCGGACUUUCACCCGGACGCCAGUCUACCGCUCACACCCACCGACUUCAUUGCACUGGUUCUGGUACCGGAAACAGCCGUUCGUCUCAUCAUCGACGACCUCAACCUUUCCCGACCGCAGGCCAUAGCCACUUUGGAAGCGAGUGCGGAGUAUGGUGUCGCCAUGUUUCCCGCGGACGACACCGAUGGGGACCCAAAGCACAGUGCAGAGCAGCCGCUUGGUGCGACGGAGCGGAUGUUCAUGGCGCGGGCGAGGGCGCGCAGGAAGGAGCUCGAGGAAGAAGAACGUCUCGAGGCAGAA
Epithele typhae is the source of this 1005-nucleotide messenger RNA. Its product is annotated as RTC4-like domain-containing protein. The transcript has 3 exons. The annotation marks the transcript as partial. Lineage: Eukaryota; Fungi; Basidiomycota; Agaricomycetes; Polyporales; Epitheliaceae. The record is from RefSeq and is a predicted model, not a curated record.